UACCGGUGAACGAAAAUGGGACAGUUUGUAUACCUUUCAGAUUCCCACAAUUCCACAUUUGUGUACAUCAUGGCGGCGAAAAUGAAACUAUGUCGGUGCUUGUUCAAACCGAUUUUUUAUUUUUGUCUUCUUUGUUUUUUAAUAUCAUUAAAUUGUGUUUCUUAUGUUCACUCGGCAACCCAACCUACUACUACGCUUGAUCCUAAUGUCACAGUUACAACUGACCCGCCAACGACAACAACUGAGCCAACGACUACCACAACUAUUCCCCCAACAACAACCAUUGCCCCAGAUGAACCAAGAACUGUCAUUGGUGACACAGUUAUUGGACAGUGUUUGUGUGAUCUAACUGGUAAUGAAUGUGAUGUGAACUGUUGUUGUGAUGAGGACUGCACUCAGGCAGAUAAAUCAGCCUUCACUUGUGACACAAGAUCCUUUUUCAUUGACAAUAAGGUAUGCUACAAGGAAGAAGUUUUCCCAUUCUCCAACUCACCUGCAGACACUACUACAGAUGGGGGUUUAUUCUGUAUCUUCUAUGAUAACUAUAUUGAUUCUUAUUUGGAUAAGAAAUUAAACAAUAAGGAGAGAAACUACUAUCUGGAUCCAGACUUUAUCCUUGAUAUCCCAUCAUUCAACAGUUACGUGGAACGAUAUGCAAACCCAGGUCGCCAGGAACCUGUUUCUGUCCAGGAACCAGUCUUUGACCUGAAUAGUUUUUAUCGAAAAGGGGACACAGUCUAUAUAGUUUAUCCAAAUGAAGCUCAGGGAACAUUCGUACUUCCAGCACCAUCAGUAUCUAGUCAGUGUAAUGAUCAGAAUUCAGUUGGCUAUCUGAAUGAGGUUACGACUGAAUGUACAAGAAGUUUGACCUUAGAUGCUAACACAUGUACCAACACUGCAGGCCUUGCUGCUAGCUCUUACUACCAGAACUUCAGAGUGGUUAAGACAUCUGGUUUGUUUGGUUAUGUAGUGAAUGGAACAUUCGUUGGUAUCUCCACGACAACACAAGCUCCGCCCCUAACGACACCUGCCACCACAUUGCCACCUUCACCAGGAAGUAAUACAACCGACAACAGUACAACUGUUGCUGCGACAACAGCUUCCACAACAACGCCUGCUCCAACCACCACUGCUCAACCAACAACAGUUGAUCCCAGUCAAGUUCAGACCUUGUAUAAUAAUCCCUACAUCGUGGAAAUAAACGCGACAACCAUGACCCAUUUAUGUGUGCAGGCAGACAACUCUAUCGUGGCUUGUACCUUCACAGAUGUACCAGAUCCAACAUUCAAUGCUGCAACUUGUGAAAAUGUAGUUCAAGAGGCUCGUUAUUUUUUCACGACAGACGGAUCAAAUGGUAUUGCAGAAGUACAAGUUCAGUUUGUGUUCAGGAACAUUCAACAAGCAAAUUUGCCUCUUACUCAGAGAUUUAGUAUCUCCUAUAAUUCUUUGACAGACAGCAAUGACACAUUUGCAAGAAGUGGAAACCCAGGGUAUCUAAUUGGAAAACCAUUGUUGUAUGGUACGCUCAAUGUAACAGUGUCUGCUGAUGGUGUUGAAUCCCAGGAGAUUCUCAUUGCCACAGAGGCAAGCCUCGGUUUGACAGUGGUCAGACCGUCGGCAAGUGGUGUAUGUGCUGAUGCAAGUGCUAGAAUUCCAGUAUUGUUUGGUGAGAAUAUACGCACUGGAUGUCAAAUUGGAUUGAAUCUAAGUACCAUUAGUACUGCGCAAUGCCAGACAAUACAGGAGACAAUAGUGAGAACGUUGGAAGGUCCAAAUGUACCUAGCCUGAACCAAGACCAGACAGCAUGGGUUGAAAACAAUCGUUAUGUCGCCACAUUUGGCAACACUGACAGACUAAAGGUUGGAGAUUGGGUCAAGGUCAUUUCCAGCAAUCGUCCCUUACCUUCAAGUGCAAAGAUAGUAGGGACAGACACUUGCAGUUUAAGCAUGGGUUUACAUAUACAAGUGUUGUAUGCCAAUGUAGGGGCUCUAGCUAACCCUCAGGCCAAGAUCAUUGGUGUGGCCCUAUUGUACGAUUCAUUACAAAAUGUUAAAUUUAGGUGUGAAGGAGCCUUCUGCCAGCCACAAACACAAACACUUACACAGCCAUUUGAAGUAAGCCAGACUGUUUCAUUUGUUGAUGUAUCACAACCAGCCUCUAAAUUUGCCGGGGAAGCACCCAUCUUUAUUGCUCGCAUUCCCAACGAUUUCUUCUAUCCGUUUCUCUACUACACAAACAGUGCCAGAGACAUUGUUCCAAAAGUUGUGCCAGUUACAUUUAUAGCUGUAGUGAUUGGUCUUUUAAAUAUUAGACAGUUUAUAUUGUGAUAGUUAAUAAUGAAUCUCUAGACAAAUUGUGAUAAUAUAUUAAGAGUGAACCUUUUUAUGUAGUUUAUUGCAUUGUAGAUUGUUUUUGAGCUGGAUAUCCAGUAACAUUUGUAUUUAAAGGUAUUAGAAUAGUAAUCUACAGAAACAGAUGUUUCACAUUUUAUUUUAUGUAGAUAUUGUGAAACUUAAGUGGAUUUAUAUUUAUUUGUCAACAAUCUUGUUAAUUUUUAAAGUGAUAAUACUUGUAAAACAUUAAUGCUUAAGUAUAGCCUGUAAGUAAUCAUUAGUCUUGUUAUUAAAUCUGGUUAGAAAAAUACUAAUGGUUGAAAGGACUGAUGUGAAUUGGCAAAGAAACCAAAAACAAACUCACAAAUGUUGUUGUAUAAAAACUAACAUGAUUAAUUCUACGGGCCAUUCCAAAUCAAAGUGGAAGAUUAUUUAAAGAUGCUAUCGUAUAAUAUUUUACAUUUUUUAUUCAGUUUUUUCCAUAUUGUUUACAAGUAGUAUCACUUUAAGAUUAGUUUUUGAAUAAAGAUAUUUAAAGACAUUUUUUUCAACAUGACAUAACAUUUUAAACAUGAACAUGAAAUGGUGAUUUUGCCAUUUUUUAUUCUUAUAAUCUAUGAUAUUUCAAAAAGCUGAAAUUCCUUGUCCAAGAAAUGUAAUGAAGUGUGAUACAGACUUGCAUUAAGGCAGUUUUCUAAACUUGUUUAAUUUAAGUCUCUAUGAAAUGACAAUUUAUGCAAGAUCCAUUUUAUAAUUAUAACAUUGUGAUUUUUUUAUGAUUUCAGUUUUUCCAAUUCGGAUAUAACUAACUAAUCAGCAGUGAUUAUUUGAUAUAAAUUAAUAUUUGAGUAUUGCAAAUGAAAUAAGAGUUCAUGUAAAGAUAUCUAAUUCCGUCCUUAUACUUGAAAAUUUCUACAUUCAUCAUUUAUUUAGUUUGUAUUUAUUUUUUGUCACUUAACAUUCCUAGUGAAUAAUAGAAAAUGUAAGUUGUGGAUAACAGAAAACGUUCAUCAGCCAUGAAUAAUAGAAAAUGUAAGUUGUGGAUAACAGAAAAAUGUUAGUUGUGAAUAAAAGAAAAAGUUGCGGAUAACAGAAAAAUGUUAGUGCGGGUAACAGAAAAUGUAAUAGAUAACAUAAAUCAUGAAAUAAAGAGAAAAUUGGUCUUGAAGACAAGAAUUUGUCAGUAUAUUAUAUAUGACUGGCACAAUUCCCUUUCUGUCACUUAGAUUCAUUUCCUUAAAAAAUGUGAAAAUGAUGAAUUGAUUUUUUUUUUAUUUAUAUAUGUGUGCUUAAAAUUGGGACUUAACUAUUUAAUACUACGGCUGAUUCUGUUAAAUGUAUUUAUAAAAUGUACAUAGAAGUAAAUAACUUUAACAAGAAGCUGGUUUUACUUAUUU
Ruditapes philippinarum (Manila clam) is the source of this 3731-nucleotide messenger RNA. RefSeq names its product tectonic-3-like. The transcript is spliced from 14 exons. Bases 16 to 2328 code for a protein of 770 amino acids. The record is from RefSeq and is a predicted model, not a curated record. Gene Ontology annotation, biological process: cilium assembly. NCBI's taxonomy places the organism in Eukaryota, Metazoa, Mollusca, Bivalvia, Venerida, Veneridae.